GCAAACAUUGAGCACGCAUGUGUUGAAACGCGUGGAGUGAGACGACUCUACGAAACCUCUAUUUUUGUAGUUAUUAUUUCAGUUAAGGAUGAGUGGAAAGAAGAGAAAGCUCCCCACUGUCAAAGACGAAGUUUUCGAAGAUGAAAUUGGGAAUGAUGAUUUCAUGACAAAACAGUUUGAUGAUGAAGGAAAUUCAGACUCCGAAUACAGCAUCAGUGAAGGGGAAGAGGAAACAGAGAUCCCAGAGGAUGAUUCAGAGGACGAGUCAGAUGAUGAACCAGAUGACAAGAGUGCAGAGAGGGGGAAAAGUAAACAGGUGAAUCAAAAGGCGACAGGUUCCAAAGGGGCGCCAAAGUCAAAGAACGCAGGUAGGAAGAUUGAAUGGAAGCAGCAGAGGAGAGGACGAGAAGAUUCAGAGGAGGAGGAUUCUGAUGAGGAAAACUGGCAUGAUAUGUCAUCUGAUGAAUAUGAAUCGGCCGAAGAAGGAAGCGAUAUUGACAGUGAGGAUGGGGAGUGGGAGACAGAGAGCGAGAGUGAGGAAAGGGAGUGGGAAGAGGGUUCUAACACCAGCAAGAAUGGGAAAGAUAGUGGUGUCGAGUCAGAUAUGGCUGGGGAGGUGAAGGUGGUGGACAAGGAACUAAAGAAAAGAACAUCUGUCAAAAAAGUUUUAGCUCGCAUUAGGAGUUUAGCAGAGGGAGAAAAUAACAGUGAGGCAAGCACCAGUGGUACAAAUGCAUUGAAGAAAAAGGAGGAGAAGGAGGAGGAGGAGGCAGUAGAGAAAGCAGUGUACAAUGAAUAUGAAGAGGACUCCUCAGAUGAAGAAGAUCUAAGGAACACAAUUGGAAACAUCCCAAUGAACUGGUAUGAUGAGUACCCACACAUGGGAUACGAUUUGGAUGGGAAUCCUAUCAUCAAGCCCGAUAAAGGAGACAAGCUCGAUCAGUUCUUAAGGAUGUUAGAGGAUCCAGAUCAUGGGCGAACAGUAUAUGACAAACAGACUGGCCAGGAGGUGCGACUGAGUGACGCAGACUUAGAUAUUGUGAGGCGUGUGCUGUCAAACAAAGUCCCAGAUGCCAAGUAUAAUAUGUACAGCAAAUGGAUUGACCACUUUACUCAUGAGGUUAUGGACAUGCCACUCUCUGGCCGGCCGGAACACAAGAGGUCCUUCAUUCCGAGCAAGAAAGAGGCUGCAUAUGUGGCGAGAAGAGCAGAGUUGAUCAAGAAGGGAAUGGUCACAUAUAAGACCAAGCAGAAGAAAAAACGGUUUUAUGACCUAUGGGGUACCAAGGGAGACGACCAGAUUAGAAGGCUAACGCACCGGUUGGAGACACCAAAGAUGCCUUUACCAGGGCAUGAGGAUUCAUAUCGCGCACCUUUAGAAUACAUUAAAGAAUACAAUGCCAGGAGGUUCACAAGUGUCCGUAAGAUUCCACAGUUUUACAAUUUCGUGAAAGAUAGAUAUGAAAGAUGCCUCGACUUGUACUUAGCCCCGCGCAAGUUGAUAAAGAAACCUUUAUAUAAAGCAGAUGACUUGUUGCCGCGUAUGCCCAAACCCAAAGACCUGCGACCUUUCCCGACGAGAGAAGCAUUGCGAUUUGUUGGCCACCAGUCUGUUGUCAGAACCAUAUCAAUUCAUCCACUAGGAAAGUUCCUGGCUUCUGGUUCAGAUGAUCACACAGUUAAAAUUUGGGAAAUUAGCACUGGACGUUGCCUCAGAACAUUCAAUUUCCAAGGUAUUAUUAAGUGGGUGGCCUGGAAUCCAAGCCCCAAAUUGUUCCUGCUGGCAGUGGUUGUAGGGAACAAAGUUUUCUGCUUGAAUCCCGAGACCUACCUCACAGAUCGGGUUGUGGUCAGGCAGACUAAUGCUGUUUUCAGGGUGGAGCCUGAUAAGGGAGAUGAUCAAAUUGGAAAGCAGUUUGAACGUGUGAGGACUGCUGUGACUUGGAGGAAACCAGAUGCAACUGAGUGGAGUAAUGGAAUAAGAGUAGUUUUAGAGCAUUUCAAGGAUGUGAAACAGAUUGUGUGGCAUAAACAGGGUGAUUAUUUUGUCACGGUGAUACCCCAUGGUAUGAAUAGGUCAAUCCUAAUUCAUCAGCUUAGCCGCUGGAGAUCACAGAUCCCCUUCACAGCCAUCAAAGCUCGAAUUGAGGUGGCCGAGUUCCAUCCCAAGUUGCCCUUCCUCUAUGUUGUGACCCAGACUCACGUUCGAGUGUACAACCUUCAGAAACAGACCAUGUUGAAGAAUAUCAGAGCCAACAGCCGCUGGGUCUCCUCUAUCAGUGUACAUCCAGGUGGUGAGCACUUCCUCAUAGGUACCUUUGACCGUAAAGUCAGCUGGUUUGAAAUGGAGUGUACUAGAAAGCCUCAUAACUUGAAGUACCACAAGGAAGCUGUCCGUAAAGUUGCAUUCCACCGCAAAUAUCCACUCUUCGCCUCUGCGUCAGAUGAUGGCAGAAUUAUUGUGUCUCAUGGAAUGGUGUACAAUGACUGGAUAACAGAUCCUCUCAUCGUACCUGUGAAGGAGUUGGCUGGUCACUGGUUCCUGAAAAAUCUGUGUGUAUUGGACAUCGCUUGGCAUCCCUACGAGCCGUUCGUCCUGUCAUCUGGAGCAGAUACCACCAUCAGGCUGUGGAGUUAACAGAGCUGGAAGUGUCAUAAGAUGGGAAAAUUUGUUAUCAUGGGACAAGGUGUAUUUGACAUAGAGUCCAUCUGCUUCAGGAUUAGAUACAAGAUAACACACUUGUUACUGGAUAGCAGUGUAGGUCUUGUCGUGAACAGUCCUUUUUGGGGGGAUUACAUUUAAAGGACCGACAUUGUUGUUGAACUGUCAAAUAGAUUCUUGCUCUGUGAAGACCUUCUCAUUUCCAUGGUUUUGAUGCAACUAUGGUACUGAACUCGUGGAGACUUUUGUUGUAGAUGUAUAGAUAUAUGUAUAUUGCACUGUACUUUGAUGUGAUUUGAACAGCUAAAGAUGGAUGAAAAUGGAUUGAAAAGUAUUACUUUGACAGAAGUGAAAAUAAUGAAUAGUGUUUAUUUGUUGAUUUUUUUAUUUUUUUAUUUUAUUUUAUUUUC
This is a messenger RNA of Penaeus vannamei (Pacific white shrimp), 3072 nucleotides long. NCBI's taxonomy places the organism in Eukaryota, Metazoa, Arthropoda, Malacostraca, Decapoda, Penaeidae. The record is from RefSeq and is a predicted model, not a curated record.